Solanum verrucosum is the source of this 1087-nucleotide messenger RNA. RefSeq lists its product as uncharacterized. NCBI's taxonomy places the organism in Eukaryota, Viridiplantae, Streptophyta, Magnoliopsida, Solanales, Solanaceae. The transcript is spliced from 9 exons. Bases 73 to 1011 code for a protein of 312 amino acids. The record is from RefSeq and is a predicted model, not a curated record.
UCGUUUUUGCAUUUUUGCCUGAAGGAUAUAUUCGAGCUGAAAGUGUUGUUCAAUUCCGUGCAUUGAUUCUCUAUGGAGGCAGAUAGAUUAAAUUCUCCACACACUUCUGCAAUUUUCAUUGAUGUUCUGGGUCAUCAGCUUCAGUUUUGCCAGGAUCCUAAUUCGAAGCAUUUAGGCACUACUGUUUGGGAUGCAUCUAUGGUUUUAGUAAAAUUUCUGGAAAGAAAUUGUCGAAAGGGGAGGUUUUCUCCAUCUAAAUUGAAAGGAAAGCGUGUGAUUGAACUUGGGGCAGGUUGUGGCGUAGCAGGAUUUGGCAUGGCAUUGCUUGGAUGUGAUGUAGUUUCAACUGACCAAACUGAGGUUUUGCCAUUGCUAAUGAGAAAUGUUGAGCGUAACACUUCCAGGAUCAUGCAGACAAUCUCAGAUCCAGAUUCAUUUGGUUCCAUACAGGCUGCAGAGUUGGACUGGGGUAAUGAAACUCAUAUAAAGGCUGUUAGCCCUCCAUUCGACUAUAUCAUUGGGACUGACGUUGUUUAUGCAGAGCAUCUUUUGGAACCGCUUUUGCAGACAAUAAUUGCACUGUCUGGACCAAAGACAACAAUUCUGUUGGGUCAUGAAAUCCGAUCAACAAAUGUCCAUGAAAAGAUGCUUGAGACGUGGAAGAGACAUUUUGAGGUCAAAACCGUUCCAAAAGCAAAGAUGGAUAGUACAUACCAACAUCCAAGCAUCCAGUUAUACAUAAUGAGCUUCAAGUCACAAGGAAGUACCUCGGAAAUUGUUAGACAGAUGGCUCAGCAGCAGACAGAAGAGAUUGGGGAAACAGAAACUAAGAAUGGAUCAGACGAAGAUGAAAGUAAAUAUGGGCUUAAUCAAGGUGAUGUGAUUGACAAUGAGGGCAAGGUAGACAAUAACCUGGUUAUGGAUCUUGAGAACAGAAACCUUAGUGAUUGGGAAGCUAGAAGAUGUGGUGCCAUGGCUGCUAGACUUCUUCGCGAUGUCAAGAUAACAUAAAUUAAAGGUUAGCAGAUUUCCUUGUUUCAGUGCAAAUAUCUAUGAGUUUGCCAUACUUCUCUUACAUGCAUGCAUA